Molecule: messenger RNA, 7240 nt
Organism: Pelmatolapia mariae (spotted tilapia)
Lineage: Eukaryota; Metazoa; Chordata; Actinopteri; Cichliformes; Cichlidae
Product: exosomal polycystin-1-interacting protein-like
Exons: 2
Coding region: 791-1534 (247 amino acids)
Source: RefSeq, a predicted model, not a curated record
GAUAUAAAGCUGCUAAAACACAUAAAAACGAUGACUUCAUGUCCAGAAACAAAUCUGGCACUUGUGUGUAAUACCACUUUAUUCCACAAGAUGGUGCAACGAGCCUCUCAUUCUUACUGUCAGCGACACGUCUGGAGGAGAAUUUUAAAAAGAAGCUGGUGGAAGUUAAACUUAGUAUUGUUCCACCUUCAGAUGCUCAGCUGAUAUCUGAGUCAUUACAGGGCCGUCCUACACGUGCCAGGUUUGGGACAUUUCAUGUCCUGCAGCCUGAACGAGCACACAGCGAGGCUGCUGUUGAAUGCUUCUGCCCUGUUCCCCCUGUAAUGACCUGAGGAGCCACGAGAUGGCAGCAUUCUUAAAUGUUUGAUGGAGAAGACGCUCUGCGUCCUGGUGGACGGGAGGCGGGUCCACAGGAGGAGGAGAGUGAGGCUGAGGAGGAGGCGCAGAUGCAGAAGCGGGCAGAGAACAUGGACAGGGAGCUGGCCACGCUCGUCCAUCUGAUGAGGAAAGUUUCCACACAGUGUGCAGAGAGUAGGGCUCCCUCGCCUCCUUCCUCCUCUCAGCCCCGGCUCUCCCUCCAUCCCGGCCUCCUCUCCCUCCCUCCCUGCUCGCAGGCAGAGGGAUGAGUGUUUCCUGCCAGCCUGCAGACAGAUGUGGACGCUGCUGCUGCUCUCACCGCCACAGGAAGCAGGACGAUCAGCCCAGAGCUCCGUGCCACCUGAACCCGCUGUGAGCCGCACAUGUUGGUCCUCUCUCUCCACCUGGUGAAGAUGUAGUCUGUUUGGUCUCCAUGGAGAUGUCUCCAGUCUCAGUCUUUGCCCUGUUGCCAUGGUCACUGUGCUUGCUGUUCUUCCUGACUGCUGCCCGCCCCCAGACGACGAGCUCCGCCCCCACACAUGCAGCUUCCCCGAUGGCCAAUACGACGCUACUCUACGAGAGCGGCGCUGCGACUAGCCGCAGCCUGCGUAACUGCAGUUGCUCUGCCCCCGUCAGGGACUGUGACGAAGUGCUGGCGAACUCUCUGUGCCGCUGCCACAGCGUGCCACGCUCCGCCCUGCCCCCCGCUGGGCUGCGGGAGGCGGGGCAGCUGGCGGUGUGGGUGAAGGAGCUCUGGGUCCUGGAGGAGCUGCUGAACGGCAGCACAGUGGGCCACCUGCGCCUGUCGUUCUGCGGGAUCAAACCUGUGGACAGCCGGUACCUGGUUCUGCGGGGUCUGCAGACCCUUGGGAUCCACAGUGCCGUGCCGCAGGCUCCAUACCCUGACCAGGAAAUGACCCUCUCCCCCCCAGCGGGGGUCACAGCGGAGCUGGACGCCCUUUCCUUUGGCUCCUCCUCCUUCCUGCACAUGACCUUCGUGGAUGUGGCCGUGCUGAACGGGCUGUCCACCCUGAAGGCAUACAGCGUGGCAGGACCACGUGCCCCCACCCUCUCCCAGCACUUCCCCCUGCUGCCCAUUUCCCCGCCCCCCUCUGAUGACCCGGCUGAGAUGGCUGCAGACCGCCUGCAGGACCUGCUGGUGACCUUCGUGUACUGAACCUCGAAACCGAUGGCACUUGUUUGUGGGACGCGUUCCCUUCCUGCUGCUGCUCCUGUCCUGGAGACGAACUGCCUCCGAUGCUCUGAUCCUGUAACGAGGUUUGGGAAUGUUUGCACUCUGAUUGGAUAAGAGGACAGCUGCGUGAAGCCACAGAGGUUUCACACGCAUGUACACACUCUGACCGUCCACUGUGGUACCGUGUAACGCACCACAGUAGAAACUCAUAGCUUUAUUAAACAUCAUAGGUUAGGUUUGGGCUUCAUGUCAGGUUAACAGGAAUUCCCACUACCAGGACCUGCUGGAGUCUCAUGAGUCUAAACAUCUGCAAAUGUUUUACGGCUAACCUCUCAGUGUCCAUCAAGAUACUCUGACCUGUCACAGAUAAUGAAAAUUAGCCUUUUUAGCAUUUUACCAACAAAACCAAACAAUAAGCUGAGCCCAGCGAUGUUCUCAUAACUCACUGAUGUGCUGUUAGUGUUAGUGGUUCAUAAAGCCUUUCACUCACAGUUUAUAAAGAGUGUCUCAUCAGGAAACUGAAGCUGGGGGAUUUUAAUGGUUUGGUGUGUGAGUGGCAUGUAAGUGAUCUGUAAAUCCUUAGUAAUAGUGGGCGAGGAUGACUCCAUGGAAAAAUGGCCCGAGUGUGAAACAGCUGGAACGGGACGAGGUGCUAACAUGACUCAGGCUGCAGGCGCUGUGAGCCGAGCGGUGAUCUCUCCUGUCUCUGUGCUCGCUUUUCUCCUCCAGUUCACAUUCAAUCUGUCAGCGUUUCAUGAACUGAAGGUUUACGUCAGCGGCCAUCGACCGCGAGCCGUCUCACAGCCUUUAGAUCACAGACUUUAUGGACUGCAGCGUAACUGUUACCAAAAGCUGUGGUUCAUUCAGGUGCCGUACGACGAUUAAACGACUGUAAUUGUCAAGUCAUUACUGGGCAGACAGUCUGCGGUCUGCAGGCUUCCUGAAUCUAUGAGACAAACAACACGAUUGUUCCCAGAGACAGAAGAGAUCCAGGCUCUGCCUCCAGCUGCCGGCUGGGUGUUAGCGCUCCGUCCUGUCCAGGUGCUCCGUCUCUUUCUCAGUUGUUAGACUUACAUGGGCGACAACUUACAGCAAAAACACAAAUCAGAGACACAACAGGGUUCCCUGCACACUUUUACUGAUGAAUCACGCCAUCCUCAUCAUCACAGCCACGACUGCAGGAAUAUCUUUAGAAAAUAGAUUUCAUAGCAGAUCUCGAGUAGGGUUGGGCGAUAUGUAAAAACUUUCCAACCGACAAUCAUCAGUCCAAUAAUCGACGAUGGGCGAUAUAUUCACGCAUGCACAGACUUUUUGAUGGGUGGAGCAAUGUAAUCAUGCACGGAUUGAUUUGGGCAGAAGUACAAACAUGGACGAACUAAUAGGACUGUCGGCAUUAACGCAGUCGUCACAAUUAAUGCGAUUAAACUUUUUUAAUGUACUCAACCCAUCUGGAGCGCAGAAAGAACAAACUUUGGACAAACUGCCUGAAUAUGUUGACAGAGACAUUUCAGGGAUUUUGACUCAAUCUGUGUUCCAGAUGGUUCAUUGUUAAUCGUGUUAGUCAUGAUGAUGGCGCGUUAAAGCUGACAGCACUAAAAACAUAUAAAGUCACCAAUUUGGGAUGAAAGAGGUAAACCUAAGGACGUGACAAAAGUGGUGUGCCGCUUGUGCAGACAUAUAGUACGAGCAAAGUACUCAAACACGACUAACUUGCAUGAGCAUGCACAUGUCCACCGUCCGGCUGAGUAUGUUAGGCUAUCACCAGCUUCUGCAGCUCCAUCAAGCAUUUGUGCGCACUCUGAGGAGGGUGCAUGUGCUCGCAGAUGGAAGAGGGUGCUGUUAAAACAGCGCUAUUAUUAUUUUUCUGUUGACUGCUUCUAUUAGCUCCAUCAUUAUUAGCAAACAUACUCAUGGACAAAUAAAUAAAUAAAUCGUCGAUGGGCUCAGCCGAUCGGCGAUAGUCGCCCAACCCUAAUCUCUAGAGACUUGCAGAACCUCACAGAGGCUCAAACCUCCAGAGUUCAUGCUUCAAAAGAGCCAACGAUAAACCCCAUACAAAACCUCCUCAGGUGCAUGCAGCUCAGCACUCAGUUUUAUUUGGCGAGAUAAUAAAUCAACAUUAAGACAGUCUGAGAAUGAAUUUCCACGACAAAGCGCUGAAGCUGCUCUCAGAUUCACGUCUUUACUUUAAGUUGAGAACUCCUCCAGUCUCAUUCCCAGAGCAUCAAAUGAUGAGUGCUCUGAGUGGUUUCAAACUCAAACCAACGUUCAGCAGCGAGGCAGGAGCUGAGCUGUGCAGGAGGUCUGCCAGAGGUGUUGCACCGAUGCGCCUGAUUCACAUCGAGCAGGAGAAUCGCUCACAGACACUAAAGAGUAUGAAUGUGGCGACUCCGUCUGCUUCGGAUAGAACGAGGGCGUGUUGGCUUCCUGCAGAUCUGCGUUACAUAACGGCCUCGUGGAAGAACAUUUGUGUGCCACAUGAUGAAAUCCUGUCGGUGCAGAUUAUUAAGAUGAAAACAAGACGUACUGUGGCAGCUGGCCGCAGUGAACGCUGUCCAGAGCGGGACGAGCGCGUCUGCUGCUCUGUCUUUGAAACAUGACUCAUACACACCGCUGUGUCAGUUUAAGGACGACGCCUCUGAAUGUAAACAUGUCCGACAGCAGCGGUGUCUGCUGAGGCCUGCUCAGACGGAGAGCUCGGCAGGCGCUGUGCCGCAUUUUCCCAGCUGCUCUGAUUGAGAGCAGAUGGCCUCAUAAAACAAGUUGUUUUGAAACAGGUUAAAAUGGAUGCCGAAGAACAUGAGUGCCAGCGUUAGGAUCCUCCGUCAGCAGCCAACACCGCGCACUCGCUUGGACGGCGACCAUGACUUGGGCUCUGCUGAGCUGGACGAGUGGGCGGGGCUGCCACUCAGCAGAGCGCAAACAGAAUGUGUUUGUUUCACACUCGCUUUAAGGCCGAGGAGCUUUCAUGCUCUCGCUGUCCUCCUGCUCGAGUCCUGAGAGGCUCUGUGAGACCUGCUUGCACAAACACCUCUGUGUGCACAUAAACGUGUGUGUGUGUGUGUGUGUGUGUGUGCGUGCGUGCGUGCGUGUGCGCGCGCGUGUGUGUGUUAAACCCGUGCAGUGAGGAUUCAGAGCAGAGAGUCAGAGUUCAGGUCCACGCCCAGCACACGCUGGCCUCUAUCCUUAAUUACAUGGCGGGACUUUGCACGCUGCUCAGCGCCUCUGUGUGAGGAAAUGUUCCCGCAAACAGAAACUUUUGAAACGUGCACAGAGCACGGCUCACUUUUACAAACACCAACCUUAGAGUCCAAAACGAUGUGCGUCAGAAAUGCUUUGAUUCGCUUCCAGGUUCUAAUUCUCAUUCACAGCAGGACAGCUACAAAGUACACACAUAUGGCCAGAGUCCAAGCUAGCACGUUCGACUUAAUCAAGGCCAGGAGGAGGGAUUAGCCCUUUUUCUUAAACUGGGUUUGAUCUCAUGCACAAACGUUUGAUGUGAACAGAGGCUUCAGUUUCCUGAAGUUUCUCUGUUCUGAAACAGUUCAGUUUUGGCUCUGCAGGUGUCGCUGUGCUGCAGCCACACGACAGAGGCUGUCAGGCAGAUCAGUGCAUGUUUGCUAAUGUCCUGGUAGUUCCUCACACUCUGGUGGUCAAAGACAGAACUGAAAGCUGCUCCUGAGUUAAACCAUAAGCUAUAAAGAUACAUUUAUCAUUUCUUAUACUGUAACAGUCCAUAUAAACCUUUGAUGGGCUGUUGCUGUUUGAAGCAGCCCCUAAAUGACCAAAACAAACGUUCUUCUUUAUUUUCUGGCUGUUUGCAGCCCUCUAGUGGUUGUACGUGGAACUUCAGUUGAAAGUGUAGACAUUUAAACCGCUAAUCCUUUUCCAGAAAAACGAACGUGCAGAUAAACACUGACGUUCAGGCUUGAUGUAAGCGCACAUUAUUCAUGACCUCUCCGCCAUAUUGGUUAGUUAAAUGCCUCGGCAGUGACCAAUGACUCGUGAUUAGCCGUCCUGACAGCAGACUCUGAUAAGCACCCAGAGUCUUGCAGGCCUUGGGAUCUGGUCUCAUAUCAUUUGAGCAGCUUUUAUGACAUAAUUAUAGAUCAUGUGGUGUGAAUUCAGGGAGGGGUCAGGGCUGCACGCCCCAUCAGCAAACAAACCCAGCAGCAGUGACACACGGUCCGCUUGAGUUUCUCCAUGUAACAUGAAAGAUGCUCUGCCUGUGAGUGUCUGACUUCAUCAGAGGGUCUCUGCACUUGAUUUUCAUGCUUACAUCAUGCUUACAUCAUGCUUACAUCAUUUACACUUAGCAUUUAUCACACAGUCAGCGACUGCACGGAAACCUCCGAUUGCUAAGGAAAAAUGUGAAUUCUCCACCUGGUUGCUGGAAGCGGUCACAGGGAGGUUUAGUGCUUCUCCAGCCAGCUGGAGAAUCCUUGUGUUUCCGGGCCGACCUGAGGCUCGUAGAUGGUCUGUGAUUGGUCUCUAGGCCUGUCCAACAGCUGACGUCACCUGGUUAGUGGUGAAAACCUGAAUUUAAGAAGCACUGCUCAUGAGAAGAAAAUGUUUAAGAUCACUUUGAUUUGGAGGGGGCGGGGUUUAUAACUUUUACCGCAACCUGCCACCAGAGGGCGAUUGCCAUGCUGUCCAUCUUUAUAUACAGUCUGUGUUUUCAAGUUUACCCAGUCAGGAAUAAGGAGAACCGCUGGGUGAGUUUGCCCUCCUCGGUGACUGUCAGGCUCCUCCUGCUCUUCCUGAGCACAAACACUUGUAGUUAUGCAACAGGCAGGAGUCUGUCUGUGAAUGCCAUCUGCUCUGGUAAACACAAACAGAGCGCGCUCACAUUUCCAGCGUGCAGCGCUCUGACACGCUGGCAUUUUUCCACAGCUCUUCCCAUCUGCUAAACUGGGCUGUAACACACCUCCAUAAUGGUUUUCAGGCAGUUCACACUGGCACUGAAAGUCAAAGAGUCUGGAACUUUCCACCACAAAAUGGGUGAAAAUGAGCUCAGCGGGUUUUUUGGGUUUGACGUCACUCCCUCGUCCUGUCUCCGUUUGCUCUCCUGGUCUCUGUUCCAGCACCUUAACUCUGCAUCAGGGAACGUGUUUUGCUUUCGGAUGAUUUGCACGCUUGUUGCAGGCUUCGUGAUGACUCGUGUGUUUAAGGAGCAGGUUGUGUAUUUGGAAACGGCUCGGCACCUUUGAUUUGUAUAUAAUUUGGAGUGAAUGUCAUAAACACGUCAUCAUGUGGAAGCUUUGUGUAGUCUGACAAUAAAGUUUGAAAAAGUGUUGUGAUGUUGACUUUGUUACAGCUUCGUGCCUGCACUUCACACCAACAGUAAUAAACAACAGUCGCAGUCAGACCAGCAGUCUUUGAUUCUAAAAACUUUAUUAAAGCGAGUCGCUGAGACAUUUCCUCACAGCUCUGCAGCUUUCCAUCCGAGUUCACAGAAAUAAAAGCGUUUAAAAAACUCCUAACUAAUAAACUCCCACAGCGCCCUCCAGCGGCGGUCCCCCGAACAGCAGCCUGGAAACCACCGAGUGACGUUUGGGAAGCGCAAUAGCAGCGAGACAGGAAGCGGAAGAACUUCAACGUAAGAGCACUGAGUCCUCGUGCGCUUUCUGCCGCCUGUCCUCAACUAACGAACCAGCAGAGGGAGCCCAGGGCUUUGUUUUCACACAG